CGAAGACACCAGGGAAUCUUCAGGGGGUACGUCCACAGUCGCAACACAGCCAACCCGAUCAGCUGCUCUGCUGGCACAACCAAUUCUCUAACAAGAGGAUAAGAAGCUCCACUGUAAACCUGGCCUGUGGGGACCAGCAGCUCCUCACUAAGAAUGCAAGGAGGAUGCACAGUCAGGUGGAGAAGAGACGCAGGGACAAGAUGAACAGCUUCAUAGAUGAGCUGGCAUCAUUAGUGCCUACAUGCAAUGCUAAAUCAUGCAAACUGGACAAACUCUCAGUCCUGCGAAUGGCGGUCCAACACAUGAAAACAUUACAAGGUUCUGCUGUCAACCGAUACAGAGAGGUGAAUUCAAAACCUGCGUUCUUAUCAGAUCAGGUCCUAAAACACUCAAUACUGAGGGCUGCUGAUAACUUUCUGUUUGUUGUCGACUGCAGUCAAGGGAAAAUCUUGUUUGUUUCAGAAUCAGUGUACAAGAUCCUAAACUAUAGCCAGAAUGACCUGAUGGGCCAGAGUCUGUUUGAUCACCUGCAUCCUAAAGAUAUUUCCAAAGUCAAGGAGCAGCUGUUCUCAGAGGUUACCGCACCACAAGAGGGACUCACCAAUGCAAAAAGUGGUCUUUUCUUAAGAACAAAUAAGAAUCCAUGUUCUUUAUGGCUUUUUUCUGGGCUGAGACGUUCAUUUUUCUGCAGGAUGAAGUGCAAUCGAAACAUGGAAUAUGAAGAUUUUUCCUCCAGCUGCUUGAAAAAAAAUGAUCUUAAAGGUUUCUGCACCAUUCACAGCACCGGUUACCUCAAAAGCUGCCCCCCCACUCAGGUGGAUCUGGAUGAAAAUAAUAAGGUUGACAAUGAUAAAUGUUACUUAAGCUGUCUGGUGGCUGUUGGUCGGUUGCAUCAAAACACUAUUUCUCGGCCGGUGCAGCAUCAUGUCAAGGUCAAACCCGUGGAGUUUGUGUCACGUCAUGCCAUUGACGGAAAGUUUGUCUUUGUAGAUGGAGGGGCAACUGCCAUUUUGGCUUAUUUACCUCAAGAGCUGCUGGGAACGUCAUUUUUUGAGUACUGUCAUGAAGAUGAUAUUGCUCAUUUAGCAGAAUGUCACAGACAAGUGCUGCAGAUGAGAGAGAAGAUCAAUACAAACUGCUACAAGUUAAAAAUAAAAGAUGGCUCAUUCAUCACACUAAGGAGCUGCUGGUUCAGUUUUAAGAACCCCUGGACCAAAGAAGUGGAGUACAUUGUUUCGACCAAUACUGUUGUCACGAUGGACGCUGAGAUCUCAGAGGGUCAGAAAGGGUCUGAAGAGGUUGUUUCAUCUGCAGCUCAUGGGAGCAUGGUGGGGGGAGAGGUGGAGAAGGACAGAGGUAAGAGGCAGGAGGUUGCAACAUCAGGUGAGGACGAAGGUGUUUUUGAAGCACUAAAGGGCUCUACGCCUCAGUCUCAAGGACGAGCUGAAGGAGAUCAACACUAGAAAUUGGUCUGAUUAGGUCGACUGCAUGUCUGCCAUACCUGCACACACACCUGGAGUAGAGGAUGAAGAGGCCUAAGAGUGAAGGACAUGGCUCAAAGGCGGAUGGAAGUGUUUUCAUUGCAACAGAGGACAUGAACACUGACUUUCCUCACCACCCUGAUCCAACCCAGCACCAUGUAGUGAUCAGCUGUUCUCCUCUCAUAUGUCGACAAAGUCACUUAUCAAUCUUUGAUAGUUGUGUGCUCUGAGAUAUUGGGAUAUCCCAUAAUAAAGCGCUAUAAAAGAAGGAAAAGGAGUAACAACAACAGCAAAAAAAACAAUAAACUUGAUUUGUUGUGCCCUUUUUGCAAGACUUUUUUUCCCUAAUUUUAUAUUUCAGUAGAUAUGUCACAAUAACUACAUUAUUGACUUCCAGGUCAGCAAAAAUGAUCAAGGUCAUGAAAACAUUUUAACCAAUAUGAU
Molecule: messenger RNA, 1925 nt
Organism: Plectropomus leopardus (leopard coralgrouper)
Lineage: Eukaryota; Metazoa; Chordata; Actinopteri; Perciformes; Serranidae
Source: RefSeq, a predicted model, not a curated record